This is a messenger RNA of Branchiostoma floridae (Florida lancelet), 1612 nucleotides long. RefSeq names its product collagen alpha-2(I) chain-like. The transcript has 3 exons. NCBI's taxonomy places the organism in Eukaryota, Metazoa, Chordata, Leptocardii, Amphioxiformes, Branchiostomatidae. The record is from RefSeq and is a predicted model, not a curated record. The coding region runs from base 116 to 1612 and encodes 498 amino acids.
CCAAGCCACGUAGUGAAUGGAACAGAAUUGGAACGGACUUUAUUUGCAGAAGAGAUCAAUCCGCCGUCCAUAGCAACGCCGUUGCUAAGGACACCAUUUUUUCCGCGCCAGGGGGAUGAAAUUUCAUCCGAGUUUGACAGCGAAUUGCAACAUCAUGUGCGGCCUCUUCGGCGAAAUGGCGAUCAUCCUUGCCUUCACUGACUCUAUCUGUAAGUAUGUCUCCAAUCAUGCCACCUUCUCUUCUGACAUUUUGUUUUCCCUUAAUGCGCACCCUGGAGCUUCCGUAUAUGAUUUGACUUCUGACAUCUCUCGUCACCCUUUUGUUGAGCCUGACCUGGUGUUCUUGCAUGCGGGGACUAACUGUCUUCCCAUGCACCGUCCACUCAGCCGGACUCUUGAUGAUUUCAGUUACCUUAUUUCUGUUACCAAGUCUCGCUUCCCGUCAGCCUCUGUUGUCAUCUCUAGCAUCCUGCCUAGGUUUGACUCUGAGGUCUAUGACAGGAGGCGGUCUGAGUUAAACUCUCAUUUGCUUCGCCUAUGUUCAAGCCAGGGUGUGUUUUUACUUGACAAUGGUAGCCGGGCUCGCCGGGCCAUGUUUUCUGUUGAUGGUUUACAUUUGAGUAGAGCAGGGAACAUCAGCUAUGCCAAGUAUCUUUCUUUUUCUUUGAGCCACUACCUGCAGCUGCACCGUCGCAGCUGCCAGCAUCGCUUUACGUUGAGGGGUGAGGAGUGGCCUGGGUUGGGGACGGAUGGACGAAGUGGGAAGAAGGACAAGGAGCAUCCAGGAGAGGAGCCGAAGUCAGGGGAGUACCAGGGACAGGUGGAGUGGGCUAGGGUAGUCCGACAGGGGGGACCUGUAGCUAGGCCGGCCCCAGGGAAGGUAGAGGGGAAGGGUCCUUCCCAGCCAAGGGGGGUACCUGUAGCUAGGGCGGCCCCAGGGAAGGUAGAGGGGGGUAAUGCAGGGAAGGGUCCUUCCCAGCCAAGGGGGGUACCUGUAGCUAGGGCGGCCCCAGGGAAGGUAGAGGGGGGUAAUGCAGGGAAGGGUCCUUCCCGGCCAAGGGAAGUAGCUGUAGCUAGCGCGGCCCCAGGAAAGGUAGUGGGGGGUAGUGUAGGGAAGGGUCCUUCCCGGCCAAGGGGGGUAGCUGUAGCUAGACCGGCCCCAGGGAAGGUAGAGGGGGGUAAUGCAGGGAAGGGUCCUUCCCAGCCAAGGGGGGUACCUGUAGCUAGGGCGGCCCCAGGAAAGGUAGUGGGUUGUAGUGUAGGGAAGGGUCCUUCCCGGCCAAGGGGGGUACCUGUAGCUAGGGCGGCCCCAGGGAAGGUAGUGGGGGGUAAUGCAGGGAAGGGUCCUUCCCGGCCAAGGGGGGUACCUGUUCCUCAGCCUAGACUGCCCCCAGGGAAGGUAGAGGGGGGUAGUGCAGGGAAGGGUCCUUCCCGGCCAAGGGGGGGACCUGUUCCUAAGCCUAGGGUUGCCUCAGGGAAGGUAGAGGGGGGUAGUGUGGGGAAGGGUCCUUCCCGGCCAAGGGGGGGACCUGUUCCUAAGCCUAGGGUUGCCUCAGGGAAGGGUGGAGUAGUUGUAAGCUUAGGAAGGGCAAGGAGAGUACAGGUGUAUUAG